Messenger RNA from Hibiscus syriacus, 587 nucleotides. RefSeq names its product glutamate receptor 2.7-like. The record is from RefSeq and is a predicted model, not a curated record. Lineage: Eukaryota; Viridiplantae; Streptophyta; Magnoliopsida; Malvales; Malvaceae. The transcript is spliced from 2 exons. Gene Ontology annotation, cellular component: plasma membrane. Gene Ontology annotation, molecular function: glutamate-gated receptor activity. The coding region runs from base 3 to 563 and encodes 186 amino acids.
CAAUGCCUACAAGUAUGAAUCAAAUGAUCAUCGGAGUUCCGGCAAGAACAUCAUUCGAGAAAUUUGUUAAGGUUGAAGAUGGUAAGUAUUCAGGUAUGAAGAACUAUGGUGGUUUCUGCAUUGAACUUUUCUAUAAAGUUCUAAGUGUUCUUGAUUAUGCUUUGCCUUUUCAAUUUGAUCCCCACGAUGGCACAUAUGAUGAACUGGUUCACAAAGUCUACAAUAAGACUUACGAUGCAGCCGUCGGCGACAUAACUAUACUAGCAAGAAGAACAGAUUACGUUGAAAUUACACAGCCAUAUGCAGUAUCUGGGCUAUCAAUGAUAGUUCCGGUGAAGCCAGAGGACUCGGCAUGGAUGUUCCUCAAGCCUUUCACCACAGAAAUGUGGUUGGUUACUGGUGCAAUCUUAAUGUACACAAUGUUCAUAGUUUGGUUCUUGGAACACCAGUCAAAUCCCGAAUUUAAAGGACCAUGGAACAAUCAGAUUGGCACAGCACUUUGGUUCACUUUCUCCUACCUUUUCUUUGGUCACAGUAAGUUCCACUGCAACAGCCUUUUUUAGUAUUUAUGGGGCUAAAACAAAUCA